ACCGUCUUGGUAACUCUUUUCAUUGCAAUGUCGACCGACCUAUCUAGAAUGCGGUCAGCCUCAUUAGCAGCCGUUUUCCUUCCUGCGUGGGCUGAAGCCAAUACAUAUUGUCUUUCAAUACCUCUCCCAAUCAUAUCCUAUCUCUCAAUAUGUCCGACUCUGAUAUUAAAGGACUGAAGAAGGUCCUAGCUCGCCAAGCUAAGCACGACGAGAAGAAUCUCCAGCGAGCAAGGCAAGACUUAGCAAAGGUCGAGAAAGCGUACAACAAGAGUAAGAAAGAUACGGCGAAGGCUCGUGAUGAGCUGCAGAAAACGCUGAAGCAGCAGGCAACUACAUCCAAAGAUCUGGAAAGUGCACACAAGAAGCAAACGAAAGCUGCAGAGACUUUGAGGAAAGUCGAGGACACGUACCAGGAAAAGCGGCACCAUGAGUCGCUGAGGUUCCAGGAUGUGGAAAAGGUUCAGGAGCAGAUGUCUGAAAGCUACCGCGUGAAGGCCGCAAAUGACCAGGAUCGCGAGCGGCAAAAGGCUUCUGCUUAUAUCUCGAUGAGACGACAGCAAGUUGCAGAGGAAAAUUCCAACUCUGACCGUGGUCCUGUCACCUCCUUUGCUCCUCCGGCUGACAAUGGAGUACAGUCCUAAUCUUGUGUAUCUGCUCGCGGUUGAAUCUGUGUCUCUCGUCUUUCUGCGACUUCCCCUGGGGUUCAUUGUCUUGCGUUUUCUUCUCGGCCGAUCUGCUGAAUCUACGACAUAUUCUGGACCUCCGCACCUCUACUGUAACAUAUGUCGAUGUUUGAUGCAGAUAUUAAUACUAUUACACUGCGUUGCUUGUC
This is a messenger RNA of Somion occarium, 832 nucleotides long. The record is from the annotation of a GenBank genome assembly. NCBI's taxonomy places the organism in Eukaryota, Fungi, Basidiomycota, Agaricomycetes, Polyporales, Cerrenaceae.